ACCGUCUCCGCUCGGAUUAUCAAGCACUUUGGCGUGAAGCACCUCUCCAGCGGCGACCUGCUGAGGGACAACAUGCAGAAGAAGACAGGUUUUGUGCAAGACCAUAGAGCAUCAGAAUCAUGCUGAAGGUUGUGUGAGAAGAGGAAAUUGCAAGUGGAAAUAUCAUAUUGCUUGAAUUGAAGUGGGAGCCUGAAGUGAUGAAGAGAGAAGUGAUUAGGCAAAGAAUUCUAGAAGUGGGAAUCCUUGCCAAGUCCUACAUUGAUCAAGGGCAGCUUAUUCCAGAUCACAUCAUGACACAACUAAUGCUGAAUGAGAUAAAAGGUCUAGACCAGUACAAUUGGCUAUUGGAUGGUUUCCCCAGAACAGUUGCUCAGGCAGAAGCCCUCGAUAAAGAAUGUCACAUAGACACUGUAAUUAACCUGGACGUGCCAUUUGAGACCAUAAAGUGUCGGCUUACAGCACGCUGGAUCCACCCUGCCAGUGGCAGAGUCUACAAUCUUGAAUUCAGUCCUCCCAAAGUGCAGGGCAUUGAUGACAUUACUGGUGAGCAGCUUGUUCAGCGUGAUGAUGACAAGCCAGAAACUGUCAGCAAGAGGCUUCAGGCUUAUGAUGCACAAACAAAACCUGUUCUAGAAUAUUAUCGGACUGUUGAGCAGAAAUCAAUGUCCAGCCUGCAUUUCCAAUGCUACAGCUUCCUUGGUGUUACAUCACAUGCACAUUUUCACACUCCUGACAGGGAAAAAAGGGUUAUUGAAAUCCUUUUCUGGAACAGAAACCAAUAAGAUCUGGCCACAUAUCUAUGCUUUCCUUCAAACCAAGUUGCCAGACAUGAGCCAGAAAGAUGCUGCCAACCCCAGGUGAAAAUGGGUGAAACUUCUGCUCAUCUUUCAUAUCUCACUCCCGAUUACAUGAGAUUCUGCAAUCAAGGAUUUGUCCGAGUAGUCUACCAGACUCAUCAAUAAUUUAAGUCCAAUGCUGUCCUUAACUUACACUAUGGUAAAAUUUUGUUGCCUGUGGUUACCACUUCAGUGCUGUAUUUUUUUAUAUUAAAUAAUUUUAAAAAUA
Messenger RNA from Vidua chalybeata, 1065 nucleotides. RefSeq names its product adenylate kinase 3 (gene AK3). The transcript has 7 exons. The record is from RefSeq and is a predicted model, not a curated record. Gene Ontology annotation, biological process: nucleobase-containing compound metabolic process. Gene Ontology annotation, molecular function: ATP binding; AMP kinase activity. Lineage: Eukaryota; Metazoa; Chordata; Aves; Passeriformes; Viduidae. The coding region runs from base 198 to 782 and encodes 194 amino acids. Gene Ontology annotation, cellular component: cytoplasm; mitochondrion.